Camelus dromedarius (Arabian camel) is the source of this 7543-nucleotide messenger RNA. RefSeq names its product sialic acid binding Ig like lectin 1 (gene SIGLEC1). Bases 962 to 6130 code for a protein of 1722 amino acids. Gene Ontology annotation, cellular component: late endosome; early endosome; plasma membrane. NCBI's taxonomy places the organism in Eukaryota, Metazoa, Chordata, Mammalia, Artiodactyla, Camelidae. Gene Ontology annotation, molecular function: virion binding. Gene Ontology annotation, biological process: clathrin-dependent endocytosis of virus by host cell. The transcript is spliced from 21 exons. The record is from RefSeq and is a predicted model, not a curated record.
CUCUGCCACCAACUUUAAACCCCCAAGGAUCACACCCUUCUCUUGCCCAUCACUGUAAGGGCUGGGGAACUCUGCGUUGCUGCAAGAUACACGGCUUCAGUCCCAGGUCCUGAGAAAUGGGUGCUCCCAAGCUACCAAGGGCAAGGCAAGCACAGAUGGCUCUGGGGCAGACAGAGACCCCAAAGGGGAAGUUUCAGCAAGAAGCCACGUUCAAGCUCUACCUUGAAGACUGAAUAAGAUUUCAGGAGGCAAAUAUUGUUUGUGGGGAGGACAGAGCUGGUCAUCUGGAGAGCUCACGGGUAGAUCGGACUGGCCCCAGGGUGGGCAGAGAAAGAAUGGGGGCAGAGCUGGGAGUAGGAAAUGAGGACCUUUCAGGGAUGUAUUAGGAACCACAUCUCAUGAGCAACUGGGAGCCACAGAAGGUUUUUGAGCAGGGGAGUGACUCUUAAAGGCAGCACUUUGAUAAGUGUUCAGUCAAGCCCUAUUAUGGUCUAUAGCUGGUAAGGCUGGUGGUAGGGAGACAAGUCUCAAUUAAGAAACUGUCAUUUUUUGCUGGAUUCCUUGGAGUAAGUCACUGGGCCUCUCUGGGCUCCAGUUCCUGUUGGCUUGGGUGACAGGGAGGGGACAGGAAAGUGGGGGAAAGGGAGAAACAGCUGUUCAUCUUUGAGAGACUAGGAAAGCAGAACUUAGGGUGGGACCAAGGGACAGACAUUCUGGGGCAUGCCACCCAGUGAGGGCAUUGCUGGGCACAGCCUGAACAGGGAACUUGGGCUCCUGGCUCCCUGUGGGCAGCUGCCCUGCCCUCUCACUGGGCUGACCAGCAUCGUGUGUGUGGACCCAGGGCUGGACUCAUAGCAGGCUCUGAGGCUGAGGUGCCCCAGGGUUCCCUAGGAGACCCCUGGCUGCUCAGCCAGUAGAGUGUGCCCUAGGCUCUUGGGCACCAGAACCAGUGUGAGGACCUAUGGGCUUCCUGCUCCAGCUUCUCCUCCUGGCCUCAUCUGUCCCAGCAGGCCUGGCCUCGUGGGGCGUUACCAGUCCCCAGGCCGUGCAGGGUGUGAAGGGCUCCUGCCUGGUCAUCCCCUGCGUCUUCAGCUUCCCUGACAGCGUGGAGGUGCCCCAUGGCAUCACAGCCAUCUGGUACUAUGACUACUCAGGCAAGCAGCAGGUAGUGAGCCACUCGGAGAACCCCCAGCUGGUGGAGGCCCACUUCCAAGGCCGUGCCCAGCUGCUGGGGCAGGCCGAGCACAAGAUGUGCAGCCUGCAGCUGAGGGACCUGCAGCCUGAGGACUCGGGCACCUACAACUUCCGCUUCGAGAUCAGCGAAGGCAACCGCUGGUCAGAUGUCAAAGGCACGGUGGUCACCGUGACAGAGAAGCCCAGUGUGCCCACCAUCACCUCACCGACUGGGCUGCGCGAGGGCAUGGAGGCGAGCUUCAACUGCUCCACUCCCUACACGUGCCUGCAGAAGCCGGUCAGCCUGCAGUGGCAAGGCCAGGACCCCACUCGCUCGGUCACCUCCAGCCUCCAGAAGCUUGAGCCCACAGGCGUCAGCCACCUGGAGACCCUCCACAUGGCCCUGUCCUGGCAAGACCACGGCCGGACCCUGCGCUGCCAGCUCUCGGUGGCCAACCACAGGACUCAGGGCGAGAUUCAUCUCCAAGUGGAGUAUGCCCCCAAGGGUGUGGAGAUCCUCCUCAGCCCUUCAGGGAGGAACAUCCUUCCAGGUGAUCUGGUCACACUCACCUGCCAGGUGAACAGCAGUCACCCUCAGGUCAGUUCCGUGAAGUGGGUCAAGGAUGGGACACACCUCAAAGACCAGAGUCGUGUCCUGCAGUUGCCCCGGGCAGCCUGGGAUGACGCUGGCGUCUACACCUGCCUCGCUGGGAAUGGCGUGGGCUCUUCGGUCUCACCACCGGUCAGCCUCCACAUCUUCAUGGCUGAGGUCCAGGUGAGCCCAGCAGGCUCCAUUCUGGAGAACCAGACCGUGACGCUGACCUGCAACACACCUAAAGAAGCGCCCAGCGAGCUGCGCUACAGCUGGUACAAGAACCACGCCCUGAUGGAGGACGCCCACAGCCGCACCCUCCAGCUGCGCUCAGCCACCAGGGCCGACACGGGCUUCUACUUCUGCGAGGUGCAGAACGCCUGGGGCAGAGAGCGCUCUGGCCCCGUCAGCUUGGUGGUCAGCCACCCACCCCUUGCCCCGGACCUAACUGCCUUCCUGGAGACACAGGCAGGUCUGGUGGGCAUCCUCCAAUGCUCCGUGGUCAGCGAGCCCCUGGCUACUCUGGUGUUGUCACACGGGGGCCUCGUCCUGGCCUCCACCUCCGGGGAGGGUGACCACAGCCCACGCUUCAGUGUCUCCUCUGCCCCCAACUCCCUGCGCGUGGAGAUUCAAGACCUAGGGCCAACUGACAGUGGGGAGUACACCUGCUCAGCCACCAACUCCCUUGGGACUGAGUCCUCCACCCUGGACUUCCAUGCCAAUGCAGCCCGCCUCCUCGUCAGCCCGGCAGCAGAGGUGGUGGAAGGGCGGGAGGUGACACUGAACUGUAGGAGCAGCCUGAGCCCGACGCCGGACACUCGCUUCUCCUGGUACCGGAACGGAGCCCUGCUUCUUGAGGGGCCCAGCAGCAGCCUCCUGCUCCCUGUGGCCUCCAGCACCGACGCUGGCUCAUACCACUGUCGGGUCCAGGAAGGCCACAGCGCCAGCGGGCUCUCCGCACCUGUGGUCCUCACCAUCCUCUACGCCCCACGCCAGCCCAGGUUCACCGCCCGGCUGGACCCCGAUACUGCAGCAGCCAGGGCCAGGCGGCAAGGCCUCCUCUUGUGCCGUGUGGACAGUGACCCUCCAGCCCAGCUGCGGCUGCUCCACAGGGACCGUGUUGUGGCCUCUUCCUUGCCAUCGGAGGGCAGCUGCAGCAGCUGCAGGGGCUGUUCCCAACGCAUGAAGGUCACCAGAGCCCCCAACCUGCUGCGUGUAGAGAUCCAAGACCCGGUGCUGGAGGAUGAGGGUGUGUACCUGUGCGAGGCCAGCAGCGCCCUGGGCAAUGCCUCUGCCUCAGCGACCUUCGAUGCCCAGGCCACUGUCCUGGUGAUCACACCAUCGCACACACUGCAGGAAGGCACCGGAGCCAACUUGACUUGCAAUGUGAGCCGGGAAGCUGAUGGCCCUGCCAACUUCUCCUGGUUCCGGGACGGGGUGCUGUGGGCCCAGGGCCCCCUGGAGACCGUGACACUGCUGCCUGUGGCCAGAACAGAUGCUGCCGUCUAUGCCUGCUGCAUCCUCAUGGAAGCCGGUGCCCAGCUCUCCACCCCUGUGGUCCUGAGUGUGCUCUAUCCCCCAGAUCCUCCAAAGCUGUCAGCCCUCCUGGACGUGGGCCAGGGCCACAUGGCUGUGUUCGUCUGUACUGUGGAAAGUCGCCCUCUUGCCCAGCUGGCCCUGUUCCAUGGGGAGCACCUCCUGGCCACCAGUCUGGGGGCCCAACUCCCAUCCCGUGGCCGCCUUCAGACCAAAACCACAGCCAACUCCCUGCAGCUAGAGGUCCGAGACUUGAGCCUUGGGGACUCUGGCAGCUACCGCUGUGAGGCCACCAAUGUCCUCGGAUCAUCCAACACUUCCCUCUUCUUCAAGGUUCGAGGAGCCUGGGUCCUGGUGUCACCAUCACCCGAGCUCCGGGAGGGCCAGGCUGUGGUCCUGAGCUGCCAGGUACCCACUGGGGUCCUGGAGGGGACCUCAUACCGCUGGUAUCGGGAUGGCCAGCCCCUCCAGGAGCCCUCCUCGGCCACACUCCGUUUUGCAGCCAUAACUCUGAGCCAAGCUGGGGCCUACCAUUGCCAAGCCCAGGCUCCAGGCUCAGCCACAACGAGCCUGGCUGCCCCUGUCAGCCUCCACGUGUCCUAUGCCCCUCGCCAGGUCACAGUCACCACCCUGAUGGACACAGGCCCCGGGCGAUUGGGCCUCCUCCAGUGCCGUGUAAACAGCGACCCUCCAGCCCAGCUACGACUGCUCCACGGGGACCGCCUCGUGGCCUCUACCCUACAAGGUGUGGGGGAGCUUGCAGGCAGCUCUCCUCGGCUACAGGUGACUGUGACCCCCAACAUGCUGCGCCUGGAGAUCCACCAGGCAAUGCUGGAGGAUGAGGGCGUCUACACCUGCGAGGCCACCAACGCCCUGGGACAGGUCUCGGCCUCAGCCAACUUCGAUGCCCAGGCUGUGAGUGUGCAGGUGUGGCCAGAGGCCAAGGUGCAGGAGGGGCAGCUGGUGAACCUGACCUGCCUUGUAUGGACAACUCACCCGGCCCAGCUCACCUACGUGUGGUACCAAGAUGGGCAGCAGCUCCCAGAUGCUGCCCACUCCAUCCUCCUGCCCAAUGUCACAGUCAGGGAUGCUGCCUCUUACCGCUGUGGCGUGUUGACUCCUGGCCAGGCACCCCGCCUCUCCACACCUAUCACCCUGGACGUCCUCUAUGCACCCCGCAGCCUGCGCCUGACCUACCUCCUGGAGAGCCGUGGUGGGCAGCUCGCCCUGGUGCUGUGCACCGUGGACAGUCGCCCACCCGCCCAGCUGGCCCUCAGCCAUGCUGGCCGCCUCCUGGCCUCCUCGACUGCAGCCUCUGUCCCCAACACCCUGCGCCUGGAGCUGUGGGAGCCCCGGCCCAAGGACGAGGGUCUCUACAGCUGCUCGGCCCGCAGUCCUCUGGGUCAGGCCGACACGUCCCUGGAGCUCUGGCUGGAGGGCGUGCAGGUGACCCUGGCUCCGUCGGCCACUGUGACCGAGGGGGCCCCUGUCACAGUGACCUGUGAAGACUCCGCUGCCCGCCCACCCACGCUCUAUGCCUGGUACCACAACAGCCGUUGGCUGCAGGAGGGGCCUGCUGCCUCCCUCUCAUUCCCGGCGGUUACACGGGCUCACGCAGGCGCCUACACCUGCCAGGUCCAGGAUGCCCAGGGCACACGCAGCUCCCGGCCUGCAGCCCUGCAUAUCCUCUAUGCCCCUCAGGAUGCUGUCCUGUCCUCCUUCUGGGACUCAAGGGCUGGCCCUAUGGCUGUGGUACAGUGCACUGUGGACAGCGAGCCACCUGCCGAGCUGGCCCUGUCCCGUGAUGGCAAGGUGCUGGCCACCAGCCACGGGGUCCCCGGCUCGGCAGUGGGAACGGGCCGUGUCCAGGUGGCCCGCAACGCCCUGCGGCUGCAGGUGCAAGAUGUGCCCUCAGGUGACAAGGAUACCUAUGUCUGCACAGCCCGCAACUCGUUGGGCUCAGUCAGCACCAUGGGGCAGCUGCAGGCAGAAGGUGUGCGUGUGGUGGCCGAGCCAGGGCUGGCCGUGCCUGAGGGUGCAGCGCUGAACCUGAGUUGUCACCUCCCUCAUGGCCUUGGGCCCACGGGCAACUCCACCUUCUCUUGGUUCUGGAAUGGCCGGCAGCUACACACAGAGCCUGUGCCCACCCUUGCCUUCACCCACGUGGCCCGCGCCCAAGCUGGAAUGUACCACUGCCAGGCUGAGCUCCAUGCUGGGGCCACCACCUCUGCUCCAGUCAUGCUCCAGGUGCUCUACCCUCCUAAGACGCCUACCAUGAUGGUUUUUGUGGAGCUCGAGGGGGGCAUCCAGGGCAUUCUGGACUGCCGAGUGGACAGCGAGCCCCUAGCCAGCCUGACCCUCCACCUUGGCAGUCAGCUGGUGGCGUCCAGCCAGCCCCAGGUUGCUCCUGCCAAGCCACACAUCCGCGUCUCAGCCACUCCCAACGCCUUGAGGGUGGAAAUGGAGGAGCUGCGGCCCAGCGACCAGGGGGAGUAUGUGUGCUCUGCCUCCAAUGCCCUGGGCUCUGCCUCUGCUGCCACCUACUUUGGAAACAGAGCCCUGCACCGCCUGCAUCUGUUCCAGAAGUUUCUCUGGGUCCUGGGACUGCUGGUGGGCCUCCUCUUCCUACUGUUAAGCCUGGGGGCCUGCUACACCUGGAGAAGGAGGCGUUGUUCCAAGCUGAGCAUGGGUGAAAAUUCGGUGGAGAUGGCUGCUCAGAAGGAAACCAUGAAGGAGGAGAAGGUUACCAGAAUCUGUGAUGACUCGGACCCCACGCUGGGUCCUGCCUGCAUCUGUGAAAACAGCUCUGCCGCAUCUGACUGUCUAUAACCUGGCUCCAAACGCCAAGAAAAAUGGAUGGUGAAAGGUGGAGGUGAACCCCAAUCUACCCAGGGGGACUCUGAAGAUAAAUGACUGGAUUCUGUUUUCCAUUUCUCUCUUUCCUCUGGAUCUCAUCUCUGCAUUCAUCUUCCAAUGCACAGCCUCUUCACAUCAUUCUCCUCCAAGACCGCUGUGGACUUUUUAGAUGGGUUAGAAUAGAAGAAGAGUUUUCUACAUCCUCACAGGCUGCUCAGAGCACUCUGUAUUAACUAGAAUAUAAACUAGGUAGGCUGCUCUAAAAAGAGACCAAAUACAGUAAUUUCAAUAGGAGAGAAUUUGAUUUUUAUCUCCCAAACUAGUUCGAGUAUGGUAUGGUGGUUUACGGUGUUGGAGCUCUGGAUCCUCUUAUCUUGUUUUUCUCUGUACCUCAAAUGUUGCUUUUGAUUGCAAGACAACACAUCACAAGGAUGACUACGUUGUAUUCACAAUCCCUCCAGCACAAAGAGGGAAGAGCAGAAGUUAAAGACAUACCCAUUCCCUUUGUGGAUACGACCCAGAAGUUGCCAGUGUUAUUUCCAUUCACUUCCUGUUGGCUAGAAUUUAGUCAUAUGGCCAUGCCAAGCUGCAAGGGGUUCUGGGAAAUGUAGUUUUUAUUCUAUUUCCAAAGGACUCCCAACUAUGGACUCAUCUCUGAGACUUUGGACAUUGAUAAGAAUGCUGCCAGCAGGCCACAUUUUGUCUCAGUGCCCAUCUGCUGAAGGUCAGGGGCAUAUCCGUGGCCAUUCUGACCAUGGGCUUCCUGGAAGAGGUAGUUCCUCUCACACAGUAAGACUGAAGGAGAUCAAGAUGGUUUCAUGGUCCCUAGGGAGAGGGAAUGCCAGGUGAUCAGGUUGCCUGAAUGGGUAUCUUGUGCCAGAUCUGGACCCUAAAAGAAGAGAUGCUCCAUUCCCACCCUCCCAACCCCCAGAGAGUGUGGGGAGCAGACAGCAUCAGCACCCGUUUCUGCUCCAAGUGCAUUCCUUUCCAUGAUCAAGUGAGCUCACGUCUUCUUCCUGGAGAAUUGCGUACCAGGGGCUGUUAAGACAAACCAGGGUCACUAAGAAACAGUAUUGUGCUCCUGGGAAGUCACUGCCUGAGGGGAAUCAGUUCUCAGGUGGGCUAGUGACUCCUCUGGUAGCCUGGCGGCUGAUGGAGGGAGGAGCAAAGAGACUACUGCUCUGGGAUUUGGGUUGAGAUGCAUGGAGAGAAGUGGGGAGUUGGCACAGGAGCAAACGGGUUGGGAAAAAGUUGGAGGAGCUUCGUGUAGCCGUGGUUGGACCCUUCCAGGUCCCCAGUUACAUUCCUAUUAGUGCCUGAUUGCCAGACUCUUCCUGGGAGCCCACCCAGCAUGUCCUCCCAAUAAACAUCCAUCCUAUGGCAUAA